AGCGACAUUUCCUGUCCCUGGGGGCCAGGGUGAGAGGAGAGAUGAGUUGCUGAGUGUGCACACCUUUUAGGCACACACCCGCUCUGCCCUGGGCCCCUGCCCAGGCUGCCCCCAUGGAGAUGCCCCUGGCCCAGGUAUGCUGUCAAGGGAGUCACAAAGCCCCGGCCCCCACCUUCACCACCCUCCAGCCCAUGGACAUGGCCCGAAGGAGCUGCCAGGGCCUGGGCUUGUUCCCGGAGCCCACACUGCAGACCCUAAGGGCAGAAGAGCCCCAGCCCAGUCCUAGGGCCCCGGCUGCUGCCCACACUUCGGCAUUUCCCCCAGCCCUGGGAGCUGCCUCUGUCCCAGGGAAUGCAGAGGCUGAAGAGGUGCCCGAGGAAGGCAGCCUGUCUCUGCAGGCCGAGAUCCGGGCUUGGUUCCAGAAGACUCAGGCCCACUCGCUCAUGCAGUGCGGGGCAGCCCCUGCCUGGUUCCACGGCUUCAUCACCCGAAGGGAGGCCGAGAGGCUGCUGGAGCCCCAGCCUCUGGGAUGCUACUUGGUGAGGUUCAGCGAGAGCGCCGUAACCUUCGUGCUAACCUACAGGAGCCAGGCUUGUUGCCGCCACUUUCUGCUGGCCCAGCUCACGGACGGGCGCCACGUGGUGCUGGGCGAGGACAGCGCCCACGCACGGCUGCAGGACCUGCUGCGCCACUACACUGCGCGCCCGCUCAGCCCCUACGGGGAGACGCUCACCCAGCCCCUCGCCCGCCAGACUCCAGAGCCUGCAGGACUUUCCCCAAGGACUGAAGAUUCAGACUCUGCAAGCAAAGGCCGGGACCCAAACCCCCUGCACAAACGGAGCCUGGCACCAGCCCCAAGGCACAGAGAAAGGGCUUGGGAGACUAAGGAGGCCCCACCCCCCAGAUCCAAGCCUCCUGUCCCCGCCAAGCCUGCAUUGCCCCCUGAGCUCUACGCAAGCCCCAUGCCACGACCCCGACCAACCCCACCACUCAUGCCGGCGCCCCCCAUCUACCACGAGCCCGACGAGCCCAUUGCUUUCUACGCCAUGGGCCGGGGCUGCCCCACUGAGGCUCCCAGCCACAUCUAUGCGGAGCUGGACAGGCUGGAGGUAUGCAGCCAGAAUCCAGGCAGUCUGCAGCUGCGUCCUGACAACUCUGUGCCUGGACAAGGCCCUCCCCCGCCCCAGCAGCCUCCACCUCCCUGGAGGCACACCCUUCCCCCCAACCUUUCCAGACAGGUGCUUCAGGACAGAGGACAGGCAUGGCUUCCCCUUGGGCCUCCUCAGUAGGUGGAAGCCUAGAACUCAGAGGAGCAAAUGUGGAAUCUGCCUCCUCUUAGGGACCUGUGAACUGACCCGUUCCCAAGAGUCUCCAAAAAUCGACUGCCUCAGUGCCAGCAACCCUCUAAGAUGGCAAGAUUGUUCAAGGAGUCUCUGCCGGCUGCUGCCCUGGUUUCUCCUCGUGGAGUCUAAUUUCCUUGGUCCUCUGGGCCUUUGAGUCUGGGCUCUGGUCCAAUGCUGCUGUUGUCUGAGGAAUGGUUUGGCGAGAACAGAUGUUAGAACUUGUUUGUUGAUUCUCUAAUAAAUCAUCACCAACAACCUGCCACCCUCUGGGAUCCAA
Chinchilla lanigera (long-tailed chinchilla) is the source of this 1620-nucleotide messenger RNA. RefSeq names its product SH2 domain containing 2A (gene Sh2d2a). The transcript has 9 exons. Gene Ontology annotation, cellular component: cytoplasm. NCBI's taxonomy places the organism in Eukaryota, Metazoa, Chordata, Mammalia, Rodentia, Chinchillidae. The record is from RefSeq and is a predicted model, not a curated record. The coding region runs from base 114 to 1289 and encodes 391 amino acids.